GGCCCCUGCAGGUCUGGAGGUUAUGGCGUGCUGGGCCCUGUAAUUCCGAUGGGCGGGACACACGUGGGAUGGUGGGCGACCAAUCCAACCGCUGGUAAAGUCAUCAAUGAAGGGUGAGAGAGCUUAUGAUGAGAGAUAUGAGACUUCACUUGAGUAUGUCUUUUUACUUGAAAAGGAAAAUUAUCACGGACUUUGUCGUACGAAAAUGAAACAGGAGCUCUUCUUCAAUCAAGGUUUGAGGUAUCACAACAAUCUGAUCAAGGAAGAUAAGACAGUUCAAGUCAGUAUCAGGAACAUGAGCGAAGAAAUGCUCAUAUAUGUUCGCCUUAGGGAGCAAGAAGACUUCUGAGGGUGCCAAAAAUGACUACUCUAAGGGCUCAGCCAACUUUGAACCAACGCAGUUCAAUGUCACGAUUGAUAGCCGCGGCAAGAACAUCACUGUUGUACCAACAAACGAUACAAAAAUCCAGGAUACCGGCCCAUCAAGUUGGCUAAAAUGCGCCUUUCUUGGACCAUUUGAACGUAUCUCCAACGAUGAGAUGAAUCUGUACAUAUCGACUGUCGGUACAGCUUUCAGCACUUCCAUCACCAAUCUUCGUCUUCGUCUUGAGAUGAACAACACCCUUGGCUACCGAUUAGACGCAAAUAUCACUCUCGAAGGAAUCAAGAAUGCAAUUAUAGCUAUGGUGGACGACAUGCUAGUAGCAUUUACCUCAGCCCAAUCCAUGGUCGGAGAGUUCCACGAUGAAGUCAAUGGCUCCAUCCUGUGA
Messenger RNA from Fusarium redolens, 770 nucleotides. RefSeq lists its product as uncharacterized. The record is from RefSeq and is a predicted model, not a curated record. The transcript has 2 exons. The coding region runs from base 318 to 770 and encodes 150 amino acids. Lineage: Eukaryota; Fungi; Ascomycota; Sordariomycetes; Hypocreales; Nectriaceae.